AUGGCAAAUCUAGCUUUGGACUUGUUAAUAUCAGCUAGCGAUUUGGAGCUAGGAGGUCCAUCAACUCCAACUAAAAUAGAACUCAAAAUAGGGCUAAGUCGUGGACCUGUUAUUGGGGGUUAUGUUUACACUGGUGGUUUAAAAAGAUUUCGAGUUGUUGGAGAAACUAUUACUAAAUCGACAAAUUUAGCCACAUCUUGUUAUCCAAAUAGCAUACAUUUAUGUGUAGCAGUUAAACAAUAUUUAAAGCAAACAGGAAUAUAUGAUAUACGAAAAGAAAUCAGACCCUUGGUAACAGAUGACGAUUCAGCUGAGAAAUUAGAGCAGUGUUUUUGGUUGUUCGGUAGAAAAGUGUCAUGUGAUGUGUUUCAUAAAACUAACUAUGAAGCUGGCUCAUCUCUACAUCUUCCCAAAACUCCCGAAUACACCUUCGAUAUUAAUGAUUGUUAUACUAAUCGCCAUCGCUAUAAAUUUCUUUGA
Lottia gigantea (owl limpet) is the source of this 480-nucleotide messenger RNA. RefSeq lists its product as hypothetical. The record is from RefSeq and is a predicted model, not a curated record. Gene Ontology annotation, biological process: cyclic nucleotide biosynthetic process; intracellular signal transduction. NCBI's taxonomy places the organism in Eukaryota, Metazoa, Mollusca, Gastropoda, Lottiidae. The transcript is spliced from 4 exons. The coding region runs from base 1 to 480 and encodes 159 amino acids.